AUGGAGCCCAAACUUCUCUCCUUAGCUGUCCUUUUCCUGGCCGUGCGGUGCGCCGCGUCCCUGCCCUGCCCCGCCCCGCCCCGCCCCAGUCGAUGCCUUUGCUUUAAAACCACCAUCCGCUGCACGCACUUGAUGCUGGAUCACAUCCCCCGGGUGCCCUAGCAGACAUCACUCCUGGAUUUGCAGUUUAACAGAAUACGAGAAAUCCCAGCAGGCACCUUUAAGAAAUUGAAGCAUCUGAACACUCUGCAAUUUGCCACUGGCAUUCUGCGAAACAGUCAAUUGAAAAGUGUUGUAAGUGGCAUCUUUGAGGAGGCUGAGAAUCUUAGAAUGAUUUACUUGUACAAGAAUGAAAUCCACACAAUAGACAAGCAUGCAUUUAAAGGACUUGGAUCAUUGGAGCAGCUGUAUAUUAACUUCAAUCAAAUAGAAACAGUCAAGCCAGAAACCUUCAGAGACCUCUCAAAAUUAGAAGGAUUAUUUCUGCAUGACAAUAAGUUGUCUAAGAUCCCAGCUGGAAGUUUUUCUCAUCUGGAUUCAAUAAAGAGGCUACACUUGGACUCUAAUGCCUUAGUUUGUGACUGUGAAUUAAUGUGGUUGGCUGAACUAAUAAAAGAAUAUACCAGAAAUGGAAAUACUCAAGCUGCUGCCACCUGUGAAUAUCCCAAGAAACUUCACGGCAGGUCUAUUGCAUUAUUAAUAGUGGAAGAAUUCAACUGUGAGAAACCUCGUAUUACUUCUGAGCCAUAGGAUGCAGAUGUUACCCCAGGGAAUACUGUCUACUUUACUUGCAAAGCAGAAGGAAAUCCUAAACCCAAGAUAAUUUGAAUACAUAACAACCACUCGUUGGAUAUGAAAGAUGACAGGCGACUGAAUUUGCUUGAAAAUACCAGAGAAUCUGACAAAGGCGUCUAUCAGUGUAUGGCCCGGAAUGUGGCAGGCGAAGUCAAGACACAGAGUGCUUUCCUCAGAUACGCCAGUGUUUCAACCAAGCCCAGUUUUAUCAUUCAACCCCAGAAUACAGAGGUAUUAGUUGGCACCAGCACCUCUUUGGAAUGCAUGGCCACAGGCCACCCCCAACCUCACAUCAGUGGGAUGAGAGGAAAUGGAGAGUCGCUGGAUGAAUCCAGGUACAACAUCACUUCUUCUGGAGGACUUAUCAUUUAGAACGUCACAUUGCAGGACCACAAUCAGUUUAUCUGCCAUGCUUAUAACAACCAGGGCUCUAUUCAAGCAUCAGCAAAUAUUAUUGUUCAAGCUCCUCUGCAGUUUACAGUAACUCCCUACAAUCAGGUGGCAAUAGAAGGGUGCACAAUAGAUUUCCAGUGUAAAGCAGAUGGUAAUCCUCUUCCUGUGAUUGCCUGGACCAAAUCAGGAAGUCAGCUGCCUUCUGAUGGACGCCACAUGGUGCUGUCAUCUGGAAGAUAGCGUAUUAUACACGUGGCCCAACAUGGUCAAAGUCAGUAUGAAUGCCAAGCUGUCAGUGCUUUGGGUGUAAGGAGAGUGACCGUCCAGCUGAAUGUGCAAUCCAGAGCUCUGCCAGUGUUUUCUCAACUUCCACAAGAUACCAGCGCAGAGGUUGAAAAGAAUGUAGAGAUUCCUUGCAGUGCACGUGGAGAACCUCAGCCCACAAUCAGCUGCAGCAAGGUAGGUGUUCAGAUUACUGAGAGUGGCAAAUUCCAUGUGAACUCAGAUGGCACUCUUGCAAUCAGAGACUUAGGACAAGGAGACCAGGGGAGAUAUGAAUGUUUUGCAAGGAACUCUUUUGGCCUGGCUUCAACCAGUAUGGUGCUGACUGUUACCAUAACACAAAGUAGACAAGCUGGUGAUAACUUUGUUGAAUCAUCCAUUCUCAAAGCCAUCCAAAAAGUUGACAGUGCAAUUAACUCCACAAGAAGAAAUUUGUUUUCGCAGCAUCCCUGGACUCCAAAUGGUCUGUUGGCUCAAUUCCACUAUCCACAGGAUCCUUUCACUAUAGAGACUGCAAGAGCAGGAGAGAUUUUUGAGCAAACAUUUCAGCUGAUACAGGAGCAUGUUAAACAGGGUCUGAAUGUUGAUUUUGAUGGAAUAGAAUUUCGCUACAAUGAUCUGGUUUCCCCACACUACCUCAGUCUGAUUGCCAAUCUCUCUGGAUGUACAGCUCACAGGUGUUUCCCAAACUGCUCUGACAUCUGUUUCCAUCAAAAGUACAGAAGCUACGAUGGAACAUGCAACAACCUACAGCACCCAAUGUGGGGUGCCUCUUUGAUUGCUUUCUAACGGAUCCUUAAACCUGUGUACGAAAAUGGCUUUAACUUACCCAGGAGCGUCAGUCAUGACUCUUUGUAUAAUGGCUAUCCUCUUCCACUACCAAGGCUUAUUUCAACAGAAAUGAUUGGUACAGAGACUAUAACUCCUGAUAAUAGGUACAAUCAUAUGCUCAUGCAGUGGGGCCAGUUUUUAGACCUUGACUUGGAUCAAACAGUGCCUGCACUGAGUGUGUCAUGUUUUUCUGAUGGACGCUCUUGUAGCUUAGUGUGUACUAAUGAUGCACCUUGCUUCCCCGUCAUUAUUCCUCAGAAUGAUCCCUGAAUGACAAAUUCUAAAUGCAUGUUCUUUGUUUGCUCAAGUCCAGUUUGUGGUAGUGGGAUGACCUCUUCAAUAAUGAAUUCAGUCUAUGCAAGGGAGCAGAUAAACCAUCUAACAUCAUAAAUCGAUGCUUCUAAUGUUUAUGCAAGCUCUGACAGGGAGUCAGAAGAGUUAAGAGAUAAUACAAAUGAACAUGGUCUCCUCAAGGAAGGCCUGCUUAUCCCAUCUUCUGGAAAGCACUUAUUACCAUUUGCCGCAGGUCCCCCGACUGAAUGCACGAGAGUUGAAAAUGAAAGCUUUAUACCUUGCUUCUUUGCAGGAGAUCACCGAGCCAAUGAGCAGCUGGGCCUCACAGCCAUGCACACUUUGUGGUUCCGUGAACAUAACCCCAUAGCAAGAGCACUGUUGAAAAUGAACCCACACUGGAAUGGAGAUAUUAUUUACAAUGAAGCCAGAAAGAUUGUUGGUGCACAGAUGCAACAUAUUACCUAUAGCCACUGGCUACCCAAGAUCCUUGGUGACCAUGCUAUGAAGAUGAUGGGUGACUACAAAGGUUAUAACCCCAAUGUAAAUGCUGGGAUUAUUAAUUCCUUUGCAACAGCAGCUUUUAGGUUUGGUCACACAUUGAUCAAUCCAAUUCUUUAUCGCUUGAAUGAGACAUUUGGCGAAAUCCCACAAGGCCACCUUCCAUUCCACAAAGCUUUCUUUUCACCAUUCCAGAUAAUCCAGGAAGGUGGCAUUGUUCCACUCCUGCGUGGCCUUUUUGGCAUUGCUGGUAAAAUGUGAGUAUCUUCUCAGCUUUUGAACCUGGAGCUGACUGAGAGGCUUUUCUCCAUGGCACACUCAGUGGCUCUGGAUCUGGAAGCUACGAAUAUCCAGAGGGGGCGUGACCAUGGGAUUCCUCCAUAUGUUGAUUAUAGGGUUUUCUGUAUUUUAACCUCAGUUGAGAAGUUUGAGGAUCUUCACAAUGAUUUUAAAGAGCCAAAGAUUAGAGAGAAGCUGAAAAAGCUCUAUGGUACACCACUGAACAUUAACUUUUGGCCAGCUCUAAUGGUGGAGGACCUGAUUCCUGGUACAAGAGUGGGACCAACCCUAAAGUGCCUUUUUGUCACUCAGUUUCAACGGCUCAGGGAUGGAGAUAGGUUUUGGUAUGAAAAUCCUGGAGUGUUUACAAUGGCACAACUCUCACAGCUGAAGCAGACCUCUUUGGCACGUGUAAUCUGUGACAAUGGGGACAACAUCCAGCAGGUCCAGCCUGAUGUCUUCUUAAAGGCAGACUACCCUCAGGGAUACAUGAACUGCAGUGAGAUACCAAAGAUUAAUUAGAGACUGUGGUAGGACUGCUGCACAGACUGUAGGACAAGGGGACAGUUUGGGGCUCUGUCACACCACUUUAGGAGCAAAUGAUCUGCUGAAUACAGUUAUCCCAAAGAGAAGCAUAAAAGGGAUGAGGAGACCAGUACAAGAAGCAGACACCAGGGAGAUUUGCGCAGGCAUAGAAAGGCAGCCAGUGCAAUGCAUCUUACUGACAUAGUAUCCAGUGGAUUUGCUCAAAAUUUCAGCCAUUUUGCUGCUGAAGUUGACAAGACAAUUGCGGCUCUAAAACAGCAGAUAAACAAGCUGGAGGCUCGCCUGAGGCAGGAAGGUUGCAUGGAUGAUGAUGGGAUUCAGCGGAAGGAAAAUGAACACUGGAUGAAAGAAGACUGCAUUAGCUGUAGCUGUAAGAAUGGCCAAAUAACCUGUACUGUGGAGAUGUGUCCCUCAGUAGAGUGUUCGACCCCCACAAAGCUGGAAGGAGAAGUUCCAGACUGCAUAGACAAUGGAAACCCUGUAGAAUCACCAGGUGAUCUUAAACCAGAUUCCUCUGACAAGGAGCUACCUUUAGGAACUAUCUAUUAA
Molecule: messenger RNA, 4467 nt
Organism: Gopherus flavomarginatus (Mexican gopher tortoise)
Lineage: Eukaryota; Metazoa; Chordata; Testudines; Testudinidae
Gene: PXDNL
Product: peroxidasin like
Biological process (GO): response to oxidative stress
Molecular function (GO): heme binding; peroxidase activity; protein binding
Source: RefSeq, a predicted model, not a curated record